AUGGCAAUUAGUAACACCCCAAAAUCGGUCAUCGUCACCGGCGGCGCCAGCGGCAUCGGCCUUACCAUAGUACGCCACUUUGCCUCGCAAGGCGGCAAGGUCGCCAUCUUCGAUGUCAACGCAGCUUCUGGCAAGUCAAUCGCGUCUGACGUUGCUUCAGAGUAUCCUCAAUCUACGGUGACCUUCCACCAAUGCGAUGUUUCUUCGUGGAAGGAACAGGCUCAGGCAUUCUCGGAUGUCUAUAAUGCAUUUGGCAGGAUUGAUGUUGUCUUUGCCAAUGCUGGUAUAGCGGAAGGGAUGUCAAACGCCCUUGCAACUAUCCACCCCGACGCUCCUCAAGAGCCGAACCUAAAGGUUGUAGCCGUGGAUUUGAAUGGUGUCAUCUAUUCUGUUAAGCUUGCCACUCACUACAUCAGCAAGAACGAAAUAUCCGAAGACUCUCGUGGCUCCAUCAUCUGCACUGCGUCAGAUGCCGCUCUUUAUCCGUUCCCAGUCGGACCGAUGUAUGCAGCUGCGAAGGCUGGCGUGAUCGGUCUCGUACGGUCGACAGCUCCCAUACUUGAAGAUCUCAAGAUUCAGAUCAACACAAUGGCACCAGCAGCUUUAGUCACAAAUAUCAUCCCCGAUCCAGAAAUGUACAAACACAUGGUAGUCACGCCAAUGUCUACCCUGAUCAAGGGCGUAUCGCAGAUUAUAAAUGAUACAAGUCUCAACGGCAAAGUCGUAGAGAUUCACGACGAAAAACCGACCAUACGCGAUGAGCCCUAUCAAUUUGUGUCUGAUGGAACUCGACACAACCAAGAAAAAGCGUGGGAAAUGUUCAAAUUCUUUAAGGCUUCGACGGGAGGCCUUCAUGCUCCAUAG
This is a messenger RNA of Colletotrichum lupini, 864 nucleotides long. RefSeq lists its product as uncharacterized. The record is from RefSeq and is a predicted model, not a curated record. Lineage: Eukaryota; Fungi; Ascomycota; Sordariomycetes; Glomerellales; Glomerellaceae. Bases 1 to 864 code for a protein of 287 amino acids. The transcript is spliced from 3 exons. Gene Ontology annotation, molecular function: oxidoreductase activity, acting on the CH-OH group of donors, NAD or NADP as acceptor. Gene Ontology annotation, cellular component: cytoplasm.